CCUUAAAAAACUAUAAAAAUUCAAAUUCAAAUCAUAUCAAACUUGAAAAGCAGACGUAAAUUUUAGUUGGAACAGAAGCAAAUGUAAAUUUUAGCAGCUUCGAUUUAUUCUUGGUUUCGGUUCCUCGGUUUUUCCAGGAAGCGGACGUAAUGUUCAUGAAAUCUGGUUUGCGUUUUCGGUUAAUAUCCUUCUUAAUUCUGCGAGUGUGGCUGGGUAGCUGAUUCAAGAUAAGGAUCAUGGUAGUCUGGCAGAGGUUAAGAAGGAGGAGGAGGAAUUUCUGUGGAUUCAGCAAACGAAAUUACAGUCGCUUCGUGUGCUUCGUUGUCUGAUGGCAAUUCUGAUACCCCUGUUCUGUGUAGAUCUGUUGUAAGAAUUUACUGGCAAGAUUUCACAAAGAGGGGAAACUGAACCAAGAAAUCCACUAAAUGGGACACAGUUUGAUGGAACAGGUGCUGCUGCAGCUGUCAUGACCACUACAUCUUGCAUGGACGAUGCUAACCAUGAUAAAGCACACAAGCCCUUAUUAGCCCGUUUGGAUUUUCCCUUGGAUGCAUCUGCUUACACUAAUACAAUAUGUAAUUCUGUUGAAGUCCUUCCCAUCGCUUGCAAAUUCUUGAAUUUCCUAGAAGGUUAGGGGAUUAUGCCUCAGGUGUUAUGAUGGGCAAAGCAUCUGACAAUCUGUGUACAACUUCUGUGAGGACACGAGUCAAGUUUGCAAGAAAAACAAAGUCCAUAGAGUUUCGCUAAAUAUGGUGGAUACAUGUCACGGUUGCUCGCCUUCUGAUCUACCUUUUUCCUGAAUGAUAUAAUCAAUGCUGUGGAACAAAGUGGAUUUCCAAAUUUCGAUGAUCAUGUAUUUUCUAUUGUGUGUAUGCUCUAUGCUAUUCCUUGAGUGGAUAAGAUCCAUUUCUGAUAACUAGUAAUCUUUCGAGGAAAAUGGACUUCAUAUCCAAUCAAAGAUUUUUCUGUUUUGCUGUGUUUUGGUUUGAGAUGGUAUCGUCGGAGCGGAAGAUUCUUGUGACCGGCGGGGCCGGGUUCAUUGGCUCUCACACCGUUGUCCAGCUGCUCAAGGAGGAGUUUAGGGUUUCCAUCCUUGACAAUCUUGACAAUUCUGUUACGGUGGCCGUUGAUAGGAUCCGGGACUUGGUGGGGCCCGAACUUUCUCAGAAACUCCGAUUCCAUCUGGGUGAUCUUCGGAACAAGGACGACUUGGAGAAGCUCUUUUCUCAAACACGAUUUGAUGCUGUGAUCCAUUUUGCUGGCCUAAAAGCUGUUGGGGAGAGUGUUGCGCAUCCCCGCCGCUAUUUCGAUAACAAUCUAGUUGGUACUAUCAAUCUUUACGAGGUUAUGGCAAAAUACAAUUGCAAAAAGAUGGUUUUCUCAUCAUCUGCAACUGUUUAUGGUCAACCUGAAAAAAUACCUUGUGUUGAGGAUUUCAAGUUGCAAGCUAUGAAUCCCUAUGGAAGGACCAAGCUUUUCUCUGAGGAAAUUGCUCGAGAUAUUCAGUUGGCAGAGCCAGAUUGGAGAAUUAUACUACUUAGGUACUUCAAUCCUGUUGGGGCUCAUGAGAGUGGUAGAAUUGGUGAAGAUCCAAAGGGUAUCCCAAACAAUCUCAUGCCGUACAUACAGCAAGUAGCUGUUGGGAGAUUGCCUGAGCUUAACGUAUAUGGUCAUGAUUAUCCAACAAAGGACGGUAGUGCGAUCCGAGAUUACAUCCAUGUCAUGGACUUGGCAGAUGGUCACAUUGCUGCUCUUCGGAAGCUUUUCACAACAGAGAAUAUAGGUUGCACGGCCUACAACUUGGGGACGGGCUGUGGCACAUCUGUGCUUGAAAUGGUCGCUGCAUUUGAGAAAGCUUCUGGCAAGAAAAUCCCCAUUAAGCUAUGCCCAAGGAGGCCAGGAGAUGCUACUGCUGUUUAUGCUUCUACAGAGAAAGCAGAGAAAGAACUUGGAUGGAAGGCGAAAUAUGGUAUUCAGGAGAUGUGCAGGGACCAAUGGAAAUGGGCAAGCACCAAUCCAUGGGGAUACCAGUCCAAGCCAUGAUAUGAUGAAAGAUUCAAAACCUGCCGCUAGUUGUGCUUAGACUCUGGAGUCUGCACUUCCAAUUUUUGCCGUUGUGAUUACGCCAUGAAUCAGCAUGCGAUUUUGGUUGUGGCAGCUCCCGUCGCUACAGGUUGCUGACAGUGGAGGGUGAAUUUCAGUAUCUUACGCCCAAAAAUAAGCUUCUCGGUAAUGAAGCAAAUCGUAAAACGAAGCCUCUUUAUCUUUUGCAGUGUUAUUGAGGGAAUUUUGUCUCUUCAAACUUAAAAGCAUCCAAAGAAAGUAUAUGCAAAUUGCACGACAAAGUUGAUAGGGCCGUGCCGGUUUCGAGGCGAGAGAGGAUAAGCCGUAGCUUUGGCAUCAGCAUUUUUUGUCAUCGAACAAAAAUAAAAAUAAAAAUAACAGGAAUCAUUUUUUUUUUUUUUUUUUACUUCGAAAUAAGAAGAGAACAUAAGCUGGCUGAAGAA
Juglans microcarpa x Juglans regia is the source of this 2507-nucleotide messenger RNA. Its product is annotated as bifunctional UDP-glucose 4-epimerase and UDP-xylose 4-epimerase 1-like. The transcript is spliced from 15 exons. The record is from RefSeq and is a predicted model, not a curated record. Gene Ontology annotation, cellular component: cytosol. Bases 937 to 2043 code for a protein of 368 amino acids. Lineage: Eukaryota; Viridiplantae; Streptophyta; Magnoliopsida; Fagales; Juglandaceae. Gene Ontology annotation, molecular function: UDP-glucose 4-epimerase activity; RNA binding. Gene Ontology annotation, biological process: galactose metabolic process; rRNA processing.